Molecule: messenger RNA, 2028 nt
Organism: Cordyceps militaris CM01
Lineage: Eukaryota; Fungi; Ascomycota; Sordariomycetes; Hypocreales; Cordycipitaceae
Product: glucosyltransferase, putative
Exons: 4
Coding region: 1-2028 (675 amino acids)
Biological process (GO): protein N-linked glycosylation; dolichol-linked oligosaccharide biosynthetic process
Cellular component (GO): endoplasmic reticulum
Molecular function (GO): dolichyl pyrophosphate Glc2Man9GlcNAc2 alpha-1,2-glucosyltransferase activity
Source: RefSeq, a predicted model, not a curated record
AUGGCGGAGGAGGAAGUUCGGAGCACCGUCGCCCUCGUGGUCGGCGCGCUGCUGCCUGCCCUGAUGACCGUCUUCUUCAACGGCCUCCCCGGUGCCGUGGGUGGCAGCAACCUGCCGCGCUGGGGCGUCCGUCUACCGAUCCUUUUGACCUGCGCGGCGCAGCUGUGGUUCAUGCUGGUGUCGAGAGUGGUGCCGGAGCCCUAUCUUGACGAAAUCUUUCACAUCCCGCAGGCACAAAAGUACUGUGAGGGACGGUUUUUUGACUGGGAUGACAAGAUUACAACCCCUCCUGGACUAUACUUCUUCUCAGUUGCGGUGCACAGAAUCGCCUCCGCGCUCCGCAUCCCGCAGCUCAGCGUCUGCGACCCGUUUAGCCUCCGCGCCGUCAACUUUGCCGGCGUCCUCGUCGUCAGCUACCUGGCGCUGUGGUGCCGGCAGGCCCUCGAGGCGCGGCAGCAUGAGGCCAUCAGCAGCCCCACGCCAGCGCGCGUGCGCGCCUUUUCCCAGUACGCCGUGCACACAGCCGUCAACAUCGGCCUCUUCCCGCUGCUCUUCUUUUUCGGCGGGCUGUACUAUACCGACGUGCUAUCGACGGGGGUGGUGCUCGCCGCCUUUCUGAACCAUUUGAGGCGCGUCGGUGUCCCGCGCAGCUCCGUGUGGAGCGACCUCGGCACCGUGGCGCUCGGCGUGGCGGCGCUGGGCAUGCGCCAGACGAAUGUCUUUUGGAUCGUCGUCUUCAUGGGCGGCUUGGAGGCGGUGCACGCGGUCAAGACGCUACGGCCAGCGAGGGUGGACCAGCCGGUGAUGACGACGCUGGCGGCACAGUGCCGGUACUUUGCCUGGAGAUACUCGUUGGGCGACAUUCACGACUUGCCUGUCCACAAGGCAUAUCCCGAUGACAUGAUAUUUACUGCUCUAAGCAUCGGCAUAGCAGCCCUCUGCAACCCUCUGCGAGUGGUUAGACAGAUUUGGCCGUACCUCGCCGUUCUCGCUUCCUUUGCCGCCUUUGUGCAGUGGAACGGCAGUGUUGUUCUCGGUGACAAGUCCAACCACGUCGCCACCAUUCACCUCGCGCAGAUGCUCUAUAUCUGGCCCUUUUUCGCCUUCUUCUCACUCCCUCUCCUCCUCCCGUCCGGCCUGUCCUUUCUCAACAUGGUUGUCUCCUUCUUCCGCACGCACGCCCGCGCCUCUCCCACACCAGACGCAGCCGCCGACGGGCUCCUCCGCGCCACCCUCCGCUUCUUCCACUCCAAGGUGCUGUGGCCCGCGUACCUCGCCGCCACGGCCGUCCUCUCCCUCGCCGUUGUCCGCUUCAACACCAUCAUCCACCCCUUUACGCUCGCCGACAACCGGCACUACAUGUUUUACGUGUUCCGCUAUACCAUCCGCCGCGGCGGCGCCGUCCGGCUCGCCCUCGCGCUGCCGUACACGGUCUGUCGGUGGGUGGUCUGGGACGCGCUCGGUGGGCACAACAGCUGGUCGUUGGGCAAUGACAAGCCCACAGCGUUUGUCAGCCACCCAUUUUGGACGCCGCCCUCGGCCAAGGUCCGGCGGCAGACCAGCACCUCGUACCCGCGGCCCCCGGAACGUGCCUCGACCGCUGAGAGCCGCCAGGCCAGCGAGGCCGCGCUCAAGGCGCGCCUCGAGCAGGACAGCCUGUACCUCUCGCAACAGUCGGUAUCGACCUCGACGGGGUUAAUAUUCCUGCUUGCGACGGCACUGUCGCUCGUCACGGCGCCGCUCGUCGAACCGCGCUACUUUAUCCUUCCGUGGGUGGUCUGGCGGCUCAUGGUGCCAGCGUGGCGACUUCAGGACCACCUGCGCGGCGGGAUCCUCGAGGGCAGCCCGGCGGCCAAGGCGGUGGCGCACUGGAGCGCCAGCUACGACUUGCGCCUGUUCCUGGAGAGCGCGUGGCACGUGGUUAUCAACCUCGCUACAGGCUACGUCUUUCUGUACAAGCCGUACGUGUGGCGAGCCGAGGACGGGACGGUGCUGGAGGGGGGAAACUUGCAGCGGUUCAUGUGGUAG